AUGUAUGUAGCGGAUACACUGUCGCGCGCUUAUUUGCCAAAUGAAGGCAAACAAACUGAAUACGAAGCUGUGAACGCCACAAAAACGCUUCCUAUUCGUGAGGAAAGACUAGACGAGUUGCGCAAUGAAACAGUCAAGGAUGAUGAGCUGAAAGUUUUGAAAGAAACUGUACUCAAAGGAUGGCCUACUAGCAUCCGAGCUGUUCCUCAAAGGAUUAGACACUACUUCUCCAUCCGAGAUGAGAUCUCUGCUGAAGGUGAUCUUGUUUUCCGUGGAUUGAGAGUGAUUGUACCAGCGAGUAUGCAGAAGACAAUGUGUAGUCUAGUUCACUCAUCUCACAUUGGUAUUGACGGCUGCAUUGGUAGAGCCCGCGAAGCUCUUUACUGGCCGGGAAUGACUGUUGAAAUUAAACGCAAAGUGAGCCAAUGUGCAGUGUGCAGAGAAUUCGAGACAAAACAGCAGAAAGAAACCCUGGUGAACCAUGAAAUUCCUGAGCGUCCUUGGCAAAACAUUGGUACAGAUUUAUUUGAUUUUGAAGGAAAGAAAUUCCUGAUCACUGUUGAUUACCUAAGCAACUUUUGGGAAAUCGACCGAAUGAAGGACACAAAGGCCGAGGCGGUGAUUCUCAAACUCAAGAACCAUUUUGCGCGUUAUGGUUCUCCUGAAAAGGUGAUUAGUGAUGGAGGUCCACCAUACGAUUCUCAUGAAUUUCGAAGAUUUGCGAAAGACUGGGACUUUAAGCAUGACAUAACAGAUCCUUACCAUCCGCAGAGCAAUGGAAAAAUUGAGUCCGCUGUCAAGUCCGCUAAGAAAAUUCUGAGGAAAGCGCUAAAGUCAAAGUCAGAUCCGUAUUUGGCAAUUAUUGAUCAGAGAAAUACCCCGUCGCAAGGACUUGGUAAUAGUCCAGUCCAACGCUUGCAUUGUAGAAGAACCAGGACACUUUUACCAACCCGAUCAGAACUGCUGAAACCAGAAACUGUAGACUGGAAGAAAACCAAGGAAGAUAUUGAGACUAGUCAAGAAAAACAACGGCAUUAUUAUGAUAGAAAUGCAAAGGACUUGACCCCAUUGCAUCCGGGAGAUACUGUUCGUCUUCAACCAAUGCGAAAAGGAGAAAAAUCAUGGAAAAGGGCAAAAGUGACCAAACAACUCAAAGAUCGGUCUUAUGAAGUCGAUACCGGAGAUCGAAUACUGAGGCGUAAUCGUGUACAUCUGAAGAAAACGGAGGAAAAUCCACCACCAAUGGAACAAUCCGUGGAACUGUCACAACCAGACAUGCCAGAGACAGAGAACAAUCCUACCAUGGACAAUCAUAGCGAUGAGAUUCAGAACAAUCAGGAGUUGGUACGUGUAGAAUCACAUGCGCCUGGUACCGAGCCAGAAAUCCGUACAACCAGAUCUCGGAAGAAUUGUACGUAA
This is a messenger RNA of Lineus longissimus, 1419 nucleotides long. RefSeq lists its product as uncharacterized. Gene Ontology annotation, biological process: DNA integration. The coding region runs from base 1 to 1419 and encodes 472 amino acids. NCBI's taxonomy places the organism in Eukaryota, Metazoa, Nemertea, Pilidiophora, Heteronemertea, Lineidae. The transcript has a single exon. The record is from RefSeq and is a predicted model, not a curated record. Gene Ontology annotation, molecular function: nucleic acid binding.